AUGACUACCAGUGAUACCCCGUCGGAGCCCAGAACUCUCCGCAUCGCUAUCCUCGGCUGUGGCUUCAUAGGCACGGCUGUCCUAUCCGGCAUUCUCAAGGCCAGCGACACCUCCAACAACACCAGCACCAACAAUCUCAAAUUCUCACUCAGCGCGCCGUCGCAAACUUCUGUCGACAGACUUCACCACCAAUUCACCUCCCAGAGAUACAGAGACCACAUCGACGUCAUCACAGCCGACAAUGCGACCGCCGCUCGUGACGCCGACGUCGUGAUCUUCGCGUUCCAGCCCCAUCAAUUAGCACAAGUAUUUAGCGACACUAUGCUAGUCGAGAUUCUACGCCCGAAACUAGUAAUCUCCCUCCUGGCCGGGGUGUCGUGUCGAGAAAUCCUCGACAAAUUGUCCCCCGAGAAGGUGAAGGACGAGUCGAAAGCGAAGUCCACCGCCCCACUGCCGCGCGUCACCCGCGCAAUACCCAGCAUUGGCGCGCAGAUCAACGAAUCCGCGACCCUCCUGGCAGGGGACACGGACCUCAGCGCCGCGGACCAUGACCUGGUGACAUGGCUGUUCGGGCUGGUGGGCGCCACGCACGAGGUGCCCGAGCGGCUCAUCAAUGCGGUCACGGCAAUCAGCGCGGCGACGCACGCCCUUGCGGUGGUGGCGGUCGACGCGAUUGUGGAUGGCGGGGUCGUCUCCGGUGUGUCCCGGCCGGUGGCCAUGGCUGUGGCGACGCAGUGUUUGCGGAGCGCGUCGACGGUGUUGAAGGGUGGGGAGAGCGGUAUGACGCUUGAGGGGUUGAAGGAGGCGAUGUCUAUUCCUAGGGGAAUUACCAUCAAUGCCUUGUUGGAGCUGGAGAGGGGGAGCGUCAGGUCUGGGAUUUCGGACGCGGUCAGGUAUGCUGUUGGGUAUGCCGAGGGGAUGUAG
Messenger RNA from Cladophialophora yegresii CBS 114405, 924 nucleotides. RefSeq lists its product as uncharacterized. Lineage: Eukaryota; Fungi; Ascomycota; Eurotiomycetes; Chaetothyriales; Herpotrichiellaceae. The record is from RefSeq and is a predicted model, not a curated record. Gene Ontology annotation, molecular function: pyrroline-5-carboxylate reductase activity. Bases 1 to 924 code for a protein of 307 amino acids. Gene Ontology annotation, biological process: L-proline biosynthetic process. The transcript is spliced from 2 exons.